CUUCGUUUAAAUGUGAAUCCUAAACCCAACUUUGAUUCUCGCACCUUCAAUCUCUCACAAAUGGAGAGACGCAUGAAAUUUAGUUUCUCUCUCUAUUUGACUCUCUCUCUCAUCAACCUCGCAAUCGCGGCCUCCUUCUCUCCGAUCGACCACUACCUCAUCGACUGUGGCUCAACUGAAUCCACCACCGUUGACGUCGACAACCGCCGUUUCGCCGGCGAUUCGUCCGAUUCAGGCUCACACUUUCUCUCCGCAGCUCGAACGAUCUCACACAGGGACUGGAAUCCACUUCCGAAUUCGUCCCCAAUUUACCACACAGCUAGGGUUUUCACAAGGCCUUCAAAGUACGUGUUUGAGAUCAGAGACAAAGGAACCCACUUGGUACGUGUUCAUUUUCACCGAUUCCAUUCGUCGAAUUUCGAAUUAUGUAGGUCUCAAUUUCAUGUUUUGGUUAAUGGGUACGUGCUAUUGAAUAAUUUUACUGUUGAGAACACGCCAAACCCUAUAAUUAAGGACUAUAUGAUUUGGGUUGAUAGUGAAAAGCUUGAAAUUAAGUUUUUGCCAUCAAAAAGAUCGAAAAUUGCGUUUGUCAAUGCGAUUGAAGUGAUUUCUGCACCAAAAGAUUUGAUUGCCGAUGUUGCACAGUUUGUGGGUUCUGAGAAAAUUGAGAAAAUUAAUGGGCUGAUGAAGAAUUCAUUUGAAACCGUACACAGGGUUAAUGUGGGUGGUCCCAAAGUGACCCCAUUUAAUGAUUCCUUGUGGAGGACUUGGGUUCCUGAUGAUGAGUUCUUGAAAUUUAGUGAUGGGUCAAACAAAGUUUACUUUAGUGGUCGGAUAAAGUACCAAAUGGGGGGGGCAAGUCGUGAAGUUGGGCCAGAUAAUGUUUACAAUAGUGCACGAUUGAUUCAGAGUUUGAAUGAUUCGAUUCCGGACUUGAAUAUUACAUGGUCGUUUCCUGUGAUAGAGGGUUAUAAGUAUCUUGUUCGAUUACAUUUCUGUGAUAUUGCUAGCAUUUCACUUGGUCUGCUGUAUUUUAAUGUUUAUGUGAAUGGGAAAUUGGUUGUUGAAAAUUUGGAUCUCACCUACCAAACGAACCAAAUGCUGGCUUCUCCUUUCUAUGCUGAUUUUGUGGUUCAUGGUGAAAGCUCUGGGAUUUUAUCAGUAAGUGUGGGACCUUCUAAUGAGAGCAUGUCACAUAGUGUUGAUGCUAUUCUCAAUGGGGUUGAGAUCAUGAAGAUGAAUAAUUUGAAGGGCAGUCUUGAUGGAGAGGUCUCAGCAGAGUCAAUACUGAAGAGUCGGCCUAGAAGAAAUAUUGGGGUUUUAGUGCCUUUGAUUGCUGGCAUGUGUUUGGUGCUAGCUGCAUCCGUGGUCAUGCGAAGGAGAAUGAUUGGGGUUAAAGAUUCUGUGGCAUGGUCGCCAUUACCUGUUGAUCUCUCCAAAGUAAAUUUGAAGAAUGGGAAUCAACUGUCAUUAGGUAAAGUGUGAUACUUCUGAAGUAUUAAUGGCUUCUUGUAAGAUAUAAGUUGAGCGUCAUCAGAGGAAGGAUGCGUUGUAGCCUUUUGUAGUAUGUGUGAUUGAUGAUCAUGAUUACUAUGUAUUUCAAGCCUCUAAAGAAGAUUGGAAACUAUAUUUUUCACCUAUCGUAAGUUUUACUGUUGGAUUUUAGUUUGAUCCACAAAUACUGUCCUGCAUCUUUCCCCUUCCCCGGUUGUUAAUAUACAUUUCUAUUAAUGCUGAA
Molecule: messenger RNA, 1738 nt
Organism: Cornus florida
Lineage: Eukaryota; Viridiplantae; Streptophyta; Magnoliopsida; Cornales; Cornaceae
Product: probable receptor-like protein kinase At5g24010
Exons: 1
Coding region: 61-1485 (474 amino acids)
Molecular function (GO): protein kinase activity
Source: RefSeq, a predicted model, not a curated record